UCUAAGGCUGAAUUUAUCCAGAAGUAAGCUGUAUUUUCGUUUUCGUGCCGAAAGCCACGCGAUGAAAUAUUAUCAGCUUGUUCUGCCGUCUUGUUCUGUUUUUUCUCUUGGUCUUUUUUGUAGCCCGCCGAGGCCAGUCUUUCGUCUAAAUCAGUUGGAAAAAGUUCGAAAAAGAUGUUCCCAUUCAAGUUUAAGCUCUCAGGCGAUAAUUCUGAUCCAAGAAAACCACAUUUGUAUGGCGGUGCCCAACGACGGAAGUUGUGGCUUUCAAGAGAUACGUGGAAGUUUGCCAUUUCAGAUGCCAUGCACAAUCAGUCCUCGUCAUCGACAUCCAUUGACAAUUCAUCCUCAAGCAGACCCACUUCUCCGAUAAACCCCACCACCUCGCCUUUUACCCCAACGCCCACCAUCACUACCCCAUCUAGUACCAUUACCACUCCUGCCAACACCAUCAUUACUGCAUCUAGUACCCGCACAAUCCCGCCUGCCUCCGGCAUAACCACACCUGGCAACCCCACUUCCUCACCUAACACCAUCAUUACCCCAUUUAAUACCAUAAAUACCUGGCCUACCACCCAUACCCCAUCGACUACCCUCAGUUCCCCUCCUACUACCAGCAUAACCUCACCCAGCAAACCCAUUGCCACACCUAGCACCAUCAUUACACCAUCUUCCACCUUCAUUACCCCAUCUAGUACCCAUACUUUCCCUCCGGCCGCUAUCGUUACGUCGCCUACUUCUCUGGUUGCUACAGUUACCACAAGUUUGUCCACCUCGUCCUCUCUUUUGGCUGCACCAUCACUUCCCAGCUCAUCCACACUACCUGCUGCCUGCUCCGCUGGUCGUUCUUUGUUAAGUAUCUCAUCUUCAACAUUUGGAACCAUUAUUUCUAAAGGUGAGUGAGAUGGUGCAACUAAUCCGA
Molecule: messenger RNA, 922 nt
Organism: Orbicella faveolata
Lineage: Eukaryota; Metazoa; Cnidaria; Anthozoa; Scleractinia; Merulinidae
Product: merozoite surface protein CMZ-8-like
Source: RefSeq, a predicted model, not a curated record